ACGUGAAGGCCUCCUAACUUUUCUCCUCUCUACAAGUUGCCGAAGUUUGCUAUAAGCUGUGAUUUUAUUUUCGCGCAAUAAAAGUGAGGUAGCGUGCGUCCCAUCAGCCAGGACCGUGUUUUUUAUUGAGGAUGUGAGCGAAUGAAUGAGGGCUGAGUCAGAAAGAUGAAGAAACUACAGCCGCUGACGUCGCCGCGGUGAUUUCCUUGAUUGUGCAGUUAACUGUGUUGUUGAGCAGGAUUUUGACAUGAAGCUCCCCACACCUCUGGAUGUGCAGGUCAGAUCCGACUCCGCUCUCUGAAACUUUGCUCGGCAUCAGUUUUUUAAACAGACUUCCUAGCGGAUUUUACUAGUUUUUUUUGUUUUGUUUUGUUUUGUUUUUCGUGGCAAAAAUAAAUAAAUAAUUAAAAAAAAAAAUGUGGGACAAGUUGCCCCGCUGCUUCACCGCGGAGGCGAAACUUCGUGACGGGAAGAGUCGGUGGACUUCGGCGGCUUUCGCUGUGCUCCUCGUGGGUCUGUUUGCCUCGUCGUGCUGGGCGGAGGAGGCGUCUUGUCACGGAGCGUACGACCUCUACUUUGUUCUAGACAAGUCUGGAAGUGUCGCUACCGACUGGCACGAGAUUUACUCAUUUGUGAAGAAUCUUACCGACCGCUUCGUGAGCCCGAGUAUGAGAGUCUCAUUCAUCGUAUUCUCAGCCCAAGCAGAAGUCCUACUUCCUCUGACCGGAGACAGAUACAAAAUUGAAGAGGGCCUGCAGCGCUUGCGUGACGUCCGACCGGCAGGAGAGACGUACAUGCACGAGGGGAUGAAAAAGGCCUCGGCUCAGAUAAAGGAACAGUCAAAGUCGUCCUCCAGCAUCAUUCUGGCUCUGACGGAUGGAAAGCUGGCCGUUUACGUUCAUGAACUCACCAUGAAGGAGGCCGACGAAGUCAGGAAAUAUGGUGCUCGCGUUUACUGUGUGGGGAUCAAGGACUUUGAUGAGCAGCAGCUUGCUGAUAUUGCGGACACCAAAGACCAUGUGUUUCCUGUCAAAGAUGGCUUCCAUGCGCUCAAAGGCAUAGUCAAUUCUAUAUUAAAGCGAUCAUGCACAGAGAUCCUGAGUGUGGAGCCCUCCAGUGUCUGUGUGAAUCAGUCCUUCGACAUCGUGCUCAGAGGGAACGGCUUCAACCCGGGACGCAGCACUGACGGUGUUGUCUGCAGCUUCAUAGUGGACCAGCAAACCUUCCCUCAAAAGCCGAGCUAUGUGCGCAACGAUUAUCUGAUAUGUCCUGCACCAAAGCUGUAUGAUGUUGGACAGACGAUGGACGUUCUCAUCAGCUUAAACCACGGCAAGUCCUUCAUCUCCAGCGCCUACACCAUCACUGCUUCUUCCUGUUCAGAUGGCUUUGCUGUGGCUAUCGUCUUCCUGGUGCUGUUCCUCCUUGUGGCUCUGGCUCUCAUGUGGUGGUUCUGGCCUCUCUGCUGCACAGUGGUCAUCAAAGACCCUCCACCUCCUCCUCCGCCUUCUCGUCCUCCACCACCCGAGCCUGAGCAGUUGCCCAAGAAGAAGUGGCCAACUGUGGACGCCUCUUACUAUGGAGGAAGAGGAGCGGGCGGCAUCAAGCGCAUGGAGGUGCGCUGGGGAGAGAAAGGCUCGACGGAGGAGGGGGCCCGACUGGAGAUGGCCAAGAAUGCUAAGGUGUCCAUACCGGAGGACGUGGAGGAGCCGAUGAUCAAACGACCCAAGCCCAGGCCCUCCAACUCCAACCGCCAGGCCGAGAACAAAUGGUACACUCCCAUCAAGGGUCGCCUCGAUGCUUUGUGGGCUUUGUUGCGGCGGCAGUACGACCGAGUGUCCCUCAUGCGUCCCACCUCGCAAGACAAGGGCCGGUGCAUGAAUUUCAACCGCAUCCAGCAUCAGUAGAAGAGAGGAAACUACUGUGUGAAGAGGAGCAACGCGCUGAUCGCUGUGGAAGACAGAAGAAUUUCAGGGUUUUCUUUUUUUUUGUUUUUGUUUUUUGGCUUUAAUCCUUUUGCUAAAACCACUAUCCGUUCACUGCAUUUCCUUUCUGGUUCUUUGUCCUUACACCUUUCAAGCACACAGGUUGAAGUGUUAAUAUUCUAACACAUUAAGUUAUUUACUACUUCUUUUUUUUUUUUUUUUAAACCAAUUUUAUAUAUAUGUAUAUAUAAAAUUCUCAAAGCAGUAGCACAGGGCGCCUCGGAGCUCAGCACUCAGACUUGGUUAGCUUUUCGUGUGCACCAAAGGCUUAACAUAUUCUGACCAUAUUGUGCCUUCUGUGAAAAACCUAAUUUCAUGGACACAGACGGAAGCUAUCUAAAAAAAAAAAAAAAAAAUAACAUGGAGAAUGGGGCUGUUUGCCUUUGGCAUAGAAGUCGGAAUAAUCCCAGUGGGCCUCGCAAGUGCAGAAGUCCUUUGCCUUUUGGCAAUGUCUCAUCACGACUCCUCUCCAACUUCAGCAGUGCUGGAUGCCUGGCGGCUGCCCUUUGACUGGCUUAUCUUGUCAUUUUAACACUGAGAAGUGCACACGCAUGACAAAUUGUAGACAGGAUGCCCCAAGGUAUUGGACAGCACCAAGACUUUGCCCUUUAGUUCUUUUUUUUUUUUUUUUUUUUGAAGACACCUUCCUUUCAUUAUGCACGCAGGACAAAGAAUUAAUAGAGCGUUAUUCGACCGCAGGACAGCCUCCUGACCGAGAUGAUCCAGCUAGGUUUGAGGGAUUGAUGCCUUUAAGACCUUGACAUGGUGCUUUUUUUUUUUUUUUUUUUUUUUUUUCUGUUUGGCCCCUGUUUUCAGUGCAGUCUGUCUGUGUCUCUGCUCAGUAAGCCCAUCACAGCCCCACAAACAGGCCUAUCAUGCAUCCUGAGAUAUAGAUACAGCUGCCCCGACGCUCCUCGCCGCUCCGUCUCAAUUCUCUCAGGGCUCCCCAUCUGCGUCACAACUCGCCAGUUCUCUCAGCGGCGGAAUAUCAAAGUUUAAUUAAAAUAAUUAAAGGCAACAGCAAGCAGCAGCCUGUGAAGACUUGCCCGUCUCCUUUUUAUGCCUCUUGACAUUGAAUGACCUAAAACUGCGUUAUUCGCGGAAAAAAAACAAAUAAAUAAAAGAGGGCACGGCGCCACGAUGACGCUGCACCAUGACCACAACGUAAACCCAAAGCAGCGGAUGCGACGGACGGAUAAGUAUUGUUCAUUUCCAGAAAUUAUGCCGCCCCCCUCCCCACUCUCCUCCCGACCCACCCCAACUCCCUCAACCCAAAAAGCAGGAGAUAUAUAUUUAUAUAUAUAUAUUACGGGUUUCUCAAGCGCGCUGUCAUGACGCCACUCCCAAAUGAUGUUAGUGUGAGCGCAAACACUGUGGGGGAGGAAAGGGGGCAGCAGCUGAAGAAAAAGGCUCGAAUGAUCCAGUCACUUCGGAUACCGUACUUCAGAUGUAAAAUGGAUAUUCGAGUCGAAACCUGACAAAGCGUGCCGGCUUUGACGGGAAGCGGUAUAGACAAUGACCAGUGGCUGGGUCAGUGGGAUGUCUCUGUGCAAGCAGGGAAGCUUAUCAAAUGACACUAAAAAUAAGUUCAACAACCAUCAAGUUUGAGGGGGACUGGGUGACGCGGAUCACAUUCGGUGGGUGCAAGACGAGCGGGCGAGCGACGCGCGGCUCUAAUUAUUCCUUUGUUUGGUCCCCGUCCCAACCGGAGGGACGCACACAAUCCCAAAUCAAAUCCUCCGAGUGUGCACUGGUAUUUAUAUCUCUCUUAAAUACUUUUAGCCUCUUGCAUAAUUGCGCAGGCUGACAUUUAACAGGCUCGUUGGGCUUCGUCUGGACGCACGGUGGACAAGGAAUUUUUAGCACUUAGAUUUUUUUUUUUUUUUUUUUUUUUAAUGUUACAACCAAGAGCACAGGAAUGUUAUUAACCCGAACUAAUGAGAUAUUCACACAGCGGUCACAACACAACUCACCCUGCUAGUAACAUGUCACAAGUCCCUGCUGGGCCCCCUCAUUAUGCUUUUUUUUUUUUUUUUUUUACACUUUUGUUUUGUUUGUGUUUUUUUUUUUGUUUUUUUUUUUACACUUUGUAAGUUGAUGCUUUUCAAUGAAAAUGAGUAUUUUUGUAUUUCUGCACUUGUUUUAUUGUUGUUGAUUUACCAAAUUUGGAAAAAAAAAAAAGGAAAAAGUACGGUGAAUUUUUUGAUACUUCUUUUUAAAGCACUUAAAUGUUUAAUCUUUUUUUAGGUUAAAUACAACUUUAUUUCAGAGAAUUUCUUAUUUUUGUCAGCGUUUCUACCAUUUUUUUAAAAAUUUUUAUCCGCAUGCACUACUUUCUGCUAUCGGCUCAUUUGACGUGCGGAAAUUGUAAUUUAUCAUUUAUUAUCUCUGUCGUAUCAUCUGUUGUUUUGUAGUCACGAGGCACCUUGACGUCCAGAGGCUGCACUUGUGUGCGUGUGUGUGACCAACGUACCGUUUUACACUGUCGUCUUUUUUUUUUUAAGUCCGAACAUUUCUCUUUCUUGUUUUACAAUCUGUUGUGUCAAAUACAGUAUAUAUAUAUAUUUAACGAAAAA
Mugil cephalus (flathead mullet) is the source of this 4558-nucleotide messenger RNA. RefSeq names its product ANTXR cell adhesion molecule 2a (gene antxr2a). The record is from RefSeq and is a predicted model, not a curated record. Lineage: Eukaryota; Metazoa; Chordata; Actinopteri; Mugiliformes; Mugilidae. Bases 417 to 1904 code for a protein of 495 amino acids. Gene Ontology annotation, molecular function: signaling receptor activity. Gene Ontology annotation, cellular component: membrane. The transcript has 17 exons.